AUGGAUAUAGUCUUUGGUGUCGACAGCAUAAAAGAAGUACUAUAUGGCAUAACGAAACACAAUAGGAGCUUUGCGACGGGAUUUAUGUCCGUGGCAAAUUUGGCGGUGAAUCACCUGUCCAAAAAUAUGAACACAAAUCGUCGUGAAGGCAUGUGGGAGCCCGUAGUUUUUAAGCUUCAAUGUGUGAAGCCCUUUUGUGACUUAUAA
This is a messenger RNA of Plasmopara halstedii, 207 nucleotides long. RefSeq lists its product as uncharacterized. The transcript has 2 exons. The record is from RefSeq and is a predicted model, not a curated record. Bases 1 to 207 code for a protein of 68 amino acids. NCBI's taxonomy places the organism in Eukaryota, Oomycota, Peronosporomycetes, Peronosporales, Peronosporaceae.